GUCACUUCCGUUCUUCCGAAGCGAAUUCACAGCAACCUCGUCGUAGACAACAAGGAAGAACGCGAUAGAUUAAUGCUCGUGUGUUUAUAAAUUUGAAUGAUCAUUUAUCGUACACUCUUCUAGGGAGUGUGACCCACAUCUGCAUCAAAAUGCCGGAACGAGAAACCGAAGCCUACUCCAACCCCCUAGCCCCCGACAACCAUGAGGUGGAGGACCACCGCUCCGCGAUGCAGUCCAAGCUGACCAAUGACGACUUCCGUAAGCUGUUGAUGACCCCUCGCUCCGCGCCGUCCUCAGCACCACCCUCCAAGUCCAGACACCAUGAAAUGCCACGGGACUACAAUGAGGAUGAGGAUCCAGCUGCUCGCAGGAGGAAGAAGAAAAGCUACUAUGCCAAGCUGCGGCAGCAGGAGAUUGAGCGGGAGCGCGAGCUGGCGGAGAAGUACCGCGACCGUGCCCGCGAGCGCCGCGACGGCGUCAACAAGGACUACGAGGAGACGGAGCUGAUCAGCACCACGGCAAACUACCGAGCCGUGGGCCCCACAGCCGAGGCCGACCACUCGGCUGCAGAGAAGAGGCGCCAACUCAUCCAGGAGUCCAAGUUCUUGGGAGGUGACAUGGAGCACACUCACUUGGUGAAGGGGCUGGAUUUUGCCCUGCUGCAGAAGGUGCGAGCUGAGAUCACCAGCAAGGAGAAGGAAGAGGAGGACUUGAUCGAGAAAGUCCAGAAAGAAGUCAAGAGAGAGGUGGAGCCGGAGGAAAAGAUUGAGUUCAAGACUCGUAUGGGAAGGAACAUCUACCGUAUCCUGUUCAAGGGGCGCCAGACGGAGCGUAACGAGCUCUUCCUGCCCGGCCGCAUGGCCUACGUGGUCGACCUGGAGGACGAGUACGCGGACACUGACAUCCCCACCACGCUCAUCCGCAGCAAGGCUGACUGUCCUACCAUGGAGGCCCAGACCACCCUCACCACCAAUGACAUUGUGAUCAGCAAGCUGACCCAGAUCCUGUCCUACCUGCGCCAGGGAACACGCAACAAGAAGAUGAAGAGGAAGGAGAAGGGCAAGCUGGAUGAGAAGAAGGCUCCGGAAGCAGACAUCAGCAUCUUCGAGGACAUCGGCGACUACAUCCCCUCCACGUCCAAGGCUGUGAGGGACAAGGAGAAGGACCGCCACCGGGAGAGGGAGCGAGAGAGGGACCGGGAGAGGGAGCGAGAGAGGGAGCGGGAGGAGGAGAAGAGGCGACACAGCUACUUUGAGAAGCCCAGGGCUGACGACGAGGCCCUGGAGAUCGAGCCAGCCCCAGUGUCUAUCAAGGACCAGAUCAAGCUGAUCAAUGAGAAGUUUGCUGGAACCACUGCCCAAUGGCAGGCCGAGGAGACUGCAGGUAGUCGUCGUGAGGAGAAGCAGCAACUGGGAGAUUUCUUUGGGAUGUCCAACAGCUACGCAGAGUGUUACCCUGCAACCAUGGAUGACCUGGCAGUGGACAGUGACGAGGAAGUGGACUACACCAAAAUGGACCAGGGUAACAAGAAGGGUCCUCUCGGGCGCUGGGACUUUGAUACUCAGGAGGAGUAUAGCGACUACAUGAACAACAAGGAGGCCCUGCCCAAAGCGGCGUUCCAGUACGGCAUUAAAAUGUCCGAGGGGAGAAAAACGCGGCGCUUCAAAGAGACCAAUGAGAAAGCAGAGCUGGACCGCCAGUGGAAGAAGAUCAGCGCAAUCAUCGAGAAGAGGAAGAAGAUGGAGGCUGACGGGGUCAGUGUGAAGAGGCCCAAGUACUGAGAGCUCCUCCUGCACACCCCAUCUUCCACAAAACCCCGCUUGUAAAUUUAGGACGUGUCGGAUGUUUAGUUUCUCCAUUUCCAGCCUCUCCUAGUAUUGCUGCCGUUCUUAUAAUUAAUAUUACUACUACCAUUAUAAGAUACUAUGUUCUUUCAACAUUAUUCUUAUGUAACAUUAUUAUUAUUAUACGUAUUACUUCUGUUCCUGCCAUGGUCAAGUGUGAUAUCCUAGUCUGGGCCCCUCCCUCCAGUGAUGAACCAGAAGCAGUGAAUCCAACCAGUACCUCUGAUUUAUUUGGCUUUAUUUUUUUUAACACAACACAUGAUUAUGAACACAUUUGUAUAGAUCCGAGCAAGUUUGUAUAAUAAAGUUUAAAAAAGUCGAA
Messenger RNA from Osmerus eperlanus (European smelt), 2166 nucleotides. It is a transcript of the gene ik, whose product is annotated as IK cytokine. Bases 150 to 1781 code for a protein of 543 amino acids. Lineage: Eukaryota; Metazoa; Chordata; Actinopteri; Osmeriformes; Osmeridae. Gene Ontology annotation, cellular component: nucleus. The record is from RefSeq and is a predicted model, not a curated record. Gene Ontology annotation, biological process: mRNA splicing, via spliceosome. The transcript is spliced from 19 exons.